AUGCCAGCCCCGGUAUUUCCUUGGCGCCAUUGGCCAACAGCUCCGGUUCCGCGCCCAGCAGUCACAGAGCCAACCACAAAAUAUGAUGCCGUCGUUCGCAUGCUGUCGCUGGCCGAGUUCGCAAAGUCCAAGCGCAUACUGCUCAUCCAGGGACGGGGCUCCGAGUUUGCCGUUGAAGAGGUCCAUGAUGUGCGCAUCAUAUCAGUAGUGGGGUUAUUUAACAAGGGAAAGACCUUCUUUUUGAACAAGCUCUUCAACGUCAACCUACCUUGCGGCAAGACAAAUGUCACGGAAGGCCUCUCAUGCCUGUACAUCAAAGAACGCCGAAUGCUGAUCAUCGAUUCUCCUGGAGUGCAGUCAACGGUCUCCUUCAGGUCAGACAGCAUGGAUAGGGUUGUGGAUGCUCAAAGCACAGAGGCCUUCUUGCAUGAGCUCCUCUCUCAGAUCUCUCACCACGUCCUUUUCGUAGUCAAUGACUUCACUUCCUUUGAGCAGAGGUACAUGCAGCUGUUCCAGGAGAAGGAACAGUCAUGUCACCGAGGAGUCCGCGAGAUAGUUGUCAUCCACAACCUGUGUGACACUGCAGAUCCGAAAGAGGCAGAGGAUCUGUUUUGCAGGCAGAUCAGCUCACGGUAUGAUGGCAUCGAAAGUCAUCUAAGCAAGCUGGUGUACCACUCAAGACGCACUCAAAGGGUUCAUCCAGGUGCUGAGGAGCAUGACAGAGAGACGGUUGUUCAUCACAUCGCGAUUUGCAAGGAUGGCACUCCGGCCGGUGACCAGUUCAACAGCAGCAACUUGAGUUUGCUACUAGAACAUCUUGAGCACACGAAGAAGUUGCCCGACCAAGUUGUGUUCACGAAGCUUCUUGGUGACGCCAUGGAGGGCUUGCUGCCCCGGUUCUUCUUUGUGGAAGGUUCCGUAGAUCGGAUUCUCCAGUACGAGUCAGACAGGAAUGGUGAAGCAGAAUCAGAGCAGGAUGAUGCCAUGUACCCAGUGGGGUUCUUCACCACGUCGUGCAAGAAGCUGGAGGUCAAGACCGAAGGUGUUAUCUCCGACUCAGGUGAGGUGCUCUCGCAUGACAAGUCUUUCAAUCCAGAGGUUCUGGUCUAUGACCAGCAAGUCGGACAGUACCUCGUGCGGAGGUUAGUUGUUGAGUGCCCGGGCAUCCGCCAUGAACAUGUGAAGUGGGAGACGGAGGGCGGCGUAAUCACACUCCAAAUCAAGAAGCUACCCUUGGUUGAUGAAGGCUCAGUGAGAGCAGUCUAUGGGCUUCGCCAGCAGUUCGGGGUUUUCAAAAAAAGGAUCCCUUUGCCAGAUGGUCCCUUUGAGCUAGCAGAGGAGGAGUGCACUCUCGAUCGCGGGGUCCUGACCGUGACUCUGAAGAAGUGUCUUCUCAAGAGGCCCAUUGCUGAAUCGCCAGCAGUGCCUGCUUCCACGACCUCUUCCCUCCCCUCAGAGGCUGCCGGGUUGCAAGGAGCCGGAGCAGGCUCUGAUGCACAUCCUUCCGCCCAGGAGCAGGAGACCUUCACUGUGAUCAGCAACGGCCUUGAGAAGAUUGAGUCCCCAGCGCCCCACUGCUUCACCCAGACCUCAGCAGUUUUGACACACACAGGGACCCAAGGGGUAGCAGACAUUGCGGGCUCUGGGGGCGCAGUCAAGUCGGUUGUCCUCGAGACUGAGCCUUGCGAUGGCGAGCCCGGCAGUUCCCAGACGCCAAAAAACGGAGGCAGCCAUGAACUCGCCGUCCUCAAGUGGGAUGGCGGUGAGUUCCGUGUGACGGCUGACCAUGUGCUUCUCACGCAAGUCAUUGGCCAGGUUGGGUGGAUACCAAAGGAGGCCCGAUUGGUGUGUGCUCACGAGGAUCAGUUGCUUGUGGCACCUUCUGCAUCUGCCAACCUGCAGCUUGCUACGAUUACAGAAGUUUCCAGUUAUGAAAUCACGGAGGAUGUGAUUGAAGUGUCCAUGGAACUUCCCUCAGACAUGAUGUUGGCUGCCAGUAUGUUGGCGGCCGGGCCGUUCGUGACGGUUUUCGGGAAGCAGCCCAGUGCUGCAAGCUUGCACAAUGUGCCUGGGACAUAUGCAGAUAAC
Molecule: messenger RNA, 2088 nt
Organism: Symbiodinium pilosum
Lineage: Eukaryota; Dinophyceae; Suessiales; Symbiodiniaceae
Source: the annotation of a GenBank genome assembly